AUGAGAGCCCCUAUCAAGGCUGCCUCUGCCUUUCGAGGCCUCGUUAGCCUCCUUCUUCUGACAACAUGGCCGAUCCAGCUGACCCUGGCUUACGAUCUGGACCCAAAUUCGACAGAAUCGGUCACAGCUACAGCGAAGAAGAUGGCAAGCGAUAUGCUGAGCUUCUACAAUGGCGAUAAGCCUGGUGGUACUCCAGGACUUCUGCCCGAUCCAUAUUACUGGUGGGAGGCUGGCGCCAUGUUUGGUGCUCUAAUCGAGUACUGGUAUUAUACCAAGGAUGAGACGUAUAUAGACAUGACACAAAAGGCUCUACUUUUCCAGAUUGGCAAGCAAAAGGACUACAUGCCCGAAAAUCAGACCCUGACCGAGGGCAACGACGACCAGGGUUUCUGGGCAUUAGCAGUCAUGGCUGCCGCCGAAUAUAACUUUCCCCAUCCCGGAGGUGACCAACCAUCCUGGCUUGCGCUCGCGCAGGCCGUAUUCAACACACAGGCUCCCCGUUGGGACGAUACGAGUUGCGGAGGUGGCUUGCGAUGGCAGAUUUACACAUGGAACAAGGGAUAUGAUUACAAGAACUCGAUUUCGCAGGGUACCUUCUUCGCGCUGGGCUCUCGCCUUGCCCUCUUCACCGGGAAUCAGUCAUACGCCGACUGGGCAGUGAAGACAUGGGACUGGAUGGAGGGGGUGGAUUUCAUCGACGAGAAGGGAUACGUCUAUGACGGCGGACAUAUCCCAUACAACUGCACGAACAUCGUCCCGUAUCAGUUCACUUACAAUUCGGGUGUUUUUAUCAACGGCGCGGCAGCCAUGUAUAAUUUCACAGAGAAUAAGAUGUGGAAAGAAAGGCUUGACUUGCUGCUGGAGGGUUCCAAGGUCUUUUUCACCGGAGAUGACAAGAAUAUUAUGGAGGAGGUCGCAUGCGAGCCAGUUGACCAUUGCAACGUUGACCAGCAAUCGUUCAAGGCUUACCUCAGCCGUUGGCUAGCAGGCAUCACGCAAUGGGUUCCAGAUACAUACGAUUUUGUCAUGCCUUACAUACGGGCCUCGGCAGUUGCUGCAGCGAAGCAAUGUAUUGGUGGAAGCAAUGGGCGUAUGUGUGGUCUCAAGUGGAGCACUGGAAAGUACGACGGCUCUUCCGGCGUCGGUCAGCAGAUGGCGGCGUUGGAGGUUACUUUGGCGUGCAUGGUCAAGCAGCGAGACCCGAUCUUGACCUCGCACACCGGCGGUACCAGCGAAAGUGAUCCCGGGGCAGGCAGCGAGGACAUAGGGAGAAACAAACCUGCAUGGGCGGAUAAGCCUGUCACGACUGCUGAUCGUGCAGGUGCGAUCAUACUCACAAUCAUCGUCAUUGUUUCCAUGCUGGCAGGGGCCGUGUGGCUCUUUGUCGAUGAAACGUCAGAUGCUUCGUUCCUCGAACAGGUCAAGGGCAUCAACUUUUCGAUCGCCGCUAUACUUGCUUUCCUGACAGCAGGCGCAGCGGUUGCCAAGAAACCUGGCUCGGAAGAUGGUAACGAGAAGGCUGGGCAGAAAUCGUCAAGUCCGGGGUCGAGCUCCUUUGAACAGAAUGGCCGCGAAACGCCCCUCCAAAUUUCUCGGGUGACUAACAGGACUAGCGGGCACGUACGUAGAGCGUCGAAUAUGCCUAUUGGAUGGCCCAAUAUUUCGUCUGUGAGGGCUAGCGGUGCCUUGGCUGACAUUGAGAAAACGGCCGGAACGACGCUGGAAGAUGUGACGGCACAGCAGACGUCGAAUACUCGAGACCAAGCAGUGAUCCAGGAGACCUCGUCACCAGCAGCAGCAGAACAGACACACGUCGAAGGAGCAGCCAGAGAAGAAGCCCAAGAGCAAAAUGUGCCUCAUACGGCGGCCGAAACCAAAGACCAAGGGGGGACUCAAGCUCAACCGAAGCGCGACUUGAAUGCUGCGGUGGUUACCAACGACCAGGAAACCAGCCCACAAAAUGCGACAUCGCAACCUGAAACUCAACCCAGUGCGAAGACUGACGAAACUACCGACGGGAAUCUCGAAGUUGGUCCAGAAAUUACGGCAUCGCAAGAGCCAUCCCAACUUCAAACUCAGCCCGACGUGACUGUUGAUACUACCAAGGACAGCCCAGAGGCUGUCAAAGAAACCACACCAUCACAAGAGCCAGCGCAACCGCAGCUCAAAGAUGAUGUGGAAAGCUACCACCAAUAG
This is a messenger RNA of Clonostachys byssicola, 2196 nucleotides long. The record is from the annotation of a GenBank genome assembly. NCBI's taxonomy places the organism in Eukaryota, Fungi, Ascomycota, Sordariomycetes, Hypocreales, Bionectriaceae.